AUGGCCAAGCAAAACUUGUCCAAGGACAACAACAGGUACAAACGACAUGCUUGGAGCCAAAAGUUCGUUCUGAGAGCAAAGUCCAGUCGCUGGCUCCUCGAACUUGGCUUCCAGAAGAACGUUGUCGAAGACAUUUGCGUCAUCCUAUCGGAUGCGAUCCCGGUGGUGCAGUCCUUGGCGUCCGUCUCAGGCUUGCGAUUGGACCGGGUGGUAGACGUCUCGUGGCGGCUGGACUACUGCAUUCGCUCCAGCACCUUUGGCACGAUCCACGAGCCGCUCUACUUUGUUGUGCUGACGAUCCAAGCGGCGUCGACGGGCGCGUUGACGUACGAGCGCUUCACGUGCACGGUGGCGCAGCUCGAAGAGCUCGUCUUCAAGCUCCAAGAAGCCAUGGAUCAGAUCGAUAUGGUUCUCCGCGCACUCAAGGACGACAACAAGCUUUGAGGAUUGACUAAAACGUGUUUGGUACGUACGAGAACACGCAGCCUCGUCG
Molecule: messenger RNA, 493 nt
Organism: Saprolegnia parasitica CBS 223.65
Lineage: Eukaryota; Oomycota; Saprolegniomycetes; Saprolegniales; Saprolegniaceae
Exons: 2
Coding region: 1-444 (147 amino acids)
Biological process (GO): sodium ion transport
Source: RefSeq, a predicted model, not a curated record